Cryptomeria japonica (Japanese cedar) is the source of this 1061-nucleotide messenger RNA. RefSeq lists its product as uncharacterized. NCBI's taxonomy places the organism in Eukaryota, Viridiplantae, Streptophyta, Pinopsida, Cupressales, Cupressaceae. The transcript is spliced from 4 exons. The record is from RefSeq and is a predicted model, not a curated record. Bases 147 to 887 code for a protein of 246 amino acids.
UAAUUGCUCAAUUAUAGGUAGACGACGGCAUAAAAAUUGUUGGGCAAGAAUACUUAUUUUGUGAGCUUCAAAUCGAUUUAGUGUUCUGAAGACAAACAAAGAACAGAAGACAGAAAAACAUUUUUAUCCGAUUGGAAUCGGCCGCAAUGUAUCAUCCAUCCAGGGGAGGCGUACGUGGAGGACGAGAUCAAUUCAAUUGGGAUGAUGUCAAAGCCGAUAAGCACAGAGAAAAUUAUCUCGGUCAUAGCCUCAAGGCUCCAGUUGGUCGAUGGCAAAAAGGAAAGGAUCUUUUCUGGUACACAAGGGAUAAAAAGGGGGGAGAUUCAGGUGCCGACGCAGCAAAAGAGGAAAUCAAGAGGAUUAAAGAAGAGGAAGAACGUUCUAUGCUAGAGGUUUUAGGUUUGGCACCAAAGCGUGAAAACCGUCCUCUGGGUAAUCGUUUGGAUAAAAGAGAGGCUGCAGAAUUACUUAAGAAAGGAACAAAUGCAGAGGAUUUGGCUCCUGGUUAUGCUGAAGGAGAACGUGUACAGGGUCUGGGUUUUACUCGGGCACCGCAUCAUUCAAUGAGUGAAAAAGUUCCUCCAAAAGAGAUUCAACAUGCUUCAAAUGGCAAAGUAUUUGAGAGAGAGAAUGAAUCUUGUUCAAAGUCUCAAAGGGACGAAGUUCCACAGUCCAGUAUCCAAGAAGCAGAUUCUGAUAGAAAUGAUCGAGAGAGCAGGCACAUGAAGAGAAAAGAUGACAAGAAAAGGAAUAGAGAAGAAAAGAAGGCUCUAAAGAGAGAUAAAAGAAGUGGUGAACCAGGUUCAAGGCGAGACAAGAGAAGACAUGAAUCAGAUGUGAAUAGGAAGGAGAAGAAAAGGAGGCAUGAUUCUGACAGCAGUGACUAAAAGGAAAUAUGCUUUGCAGAUUAAGCUUGUCAGAACAAAUGUGCUCUAUGCUCAUCAUGUUUUAAUUCUUUUUUAUUCGGCAGUGAAACAUGGAAAAUAUUUACUUGGUAAUGUAAUCCAGGUGACUAAUGUCAAAGUUGUAUUAAUAUGGGUUAACAAAAUCAUCGUUCUGUC